Molecule: messenger RNA, 6272 nt
Organism: Peromyscus leucopus (white-footed mouse)
Lineage: Eukaryota; Metazoa; Chordata; Mammalia; Rodentia; Cricetidae
Gene: Chd3
Product: chromodomain helicase DNA binding protein 3
Exons: 43
Coding region: 25-6174 (2049 amino acids)
Biological process (GO): negative regulation of transcription by RNA polymerase II; chromatin remodeling
Cellular component (GO): nucleus; NuRD complex; chromatin
Molecular function (GO): ATP hydrolysis activity; histone binding; ATP-dependent chromatin remodeler activity
Source: RefSeq, a predicted model, not a curated record
UGGUGGGGGGGCCAGAGCCACAGGAUGGCUUCCCCUCUGAGGGACGAGGAGGAGGAGGAGGAGGAGAUGGUGGUGUCGGAGGAGGAAGAAGAGGAGGAAGAAGAGGGCGACGAGGAGGAGGAGGAGGUGGAGGCGGCCGACGAGGACGAGGAGGAGGACGACGAAGAGGGAGUCCUCGGGCGCGGGCCGGGCCACGACCGGGGCCGCGACCGCCACAGCCCCCCCAGCUGCCACCUCUUCCCGCCGCCGCCGCCGCCGCCGCUGCCGCCGCCGCCGCCGCCGCCCCCGCCGCCAGAUAAAGAUGAUAUCCGGCCGCUGCCUUCAGCACUGGGUGUGAAGAAGAGAAAGCGAGGACCCAAAAAGCAGAAGGAAAACAAGCCAGGCAAGCCCCGGAAACGCAAGAAGCUCGACAGCGAAGAGGAAUUUGGCUCAGAGCGGGAUGAGUACCGGGAGAAGUCAGAGAGCGGCGGCAGCGAGUAUGGAACCGGACCAGGUCGGAAGCGAAGAAGGAAGCACCGAGAAAAGAAAGAGAAAAAGACGAAGAGGAGGAAAAGGGGAGAAGGAGAUGGGGGGCAAAAGGUGGAACAGAAGUCCUCGGCUGCCCUGCUUCUGACCUGGGGCUUGGAGGAUGUGGAGCAUGUGUUCUCCGAGGAGGACUACCACACCCUUACCAACUAUAAAGCCUUCAGUCAGUUCAUGAGGUACAGGGGCACUGGGAAUCCUUUCAGACAAAUAGUUAAUAUUGGGGUGUGGGCUGGGCCUCUCUGGAAUCUGUUAAAAAUAUAUGAAAACGCUUCCCAGGGAAAUUCAUGGGAGGCAAGAGAUGUCUUAGUGGCCGCGGCCGCCGUCCGCGUCAGGCUAGCCGGGGCGGCGGCUGUUAGACAUGAGAAUCGCAUUCAGCGCUUUUGUGGCCUCGUCAGUCUGCACUCUACUUCGCCAGUACACACCCCGAUGGAAGGUGUGAGCUGGCACGUCCUGUUGCUUAAACGAACCCUGCCAGAAGGUCGUCGACUGCCCACGACACGCACCACGACUGCGAAGCGUCUAGAAAUUCUGCUUUGCCGCGUCGUAAUACACGAACACUCGUGCUCCCGUCCCGCAAUUCGACAGGGAAGGAUGUCCGAGAGGAACCACAGCAUUACCUCAUGCAAUAAGAGACCCCGACGUGACCUAAUCUACCCUACAAGCGCGAGAGCUGACCUGCUGGGAGAAAGUCGUCGAGGCGCUCGCAUGUACCCCUCUGGAGAGUCCUCCGGAUGCAGGGGAUAUGGAGAGGAGUUAAAGGUCAAGAUUUUCAUCCGAGUCUGCUUACUUCGAUUUAUUACUCACUCUGAGCGCUUUGCUAUUUGCAUCCUGAACACCGCGUGUAGUCGUGGGGUGGUCAUACUCCAUCGUCGCACUCUCAUAUUUGAGGGCGUUUAUGUGGUAGAGGCUCUUACUGGGUCUGUCGCGACGCCAGAGAAAGACAUAACGCCAGGAUGUGGAAUUACGUAUCUGCUAACGCCUCGAACACGUCAUGAAGAAGAAGUGGGGUUCAACAUGUGGGAGUGCCCAAGGAAGGAGGAGGAGUAUGCAGCACGAGAGGCAGGGGAGGGUGAGCGCCGCAAGGCGAAAGGAGGAGAGAGGACCAAGACAACCUAUGGAGUCGCUAAAGAGUCUUCGCAGCCAAGCACACCUCGAGUCUAUCGGCGGCGUGCACGUCACUCCCGUCUCUGCGCACCAGAUAAAGUCGGCAGACGUUAUCUUCACGACGAGACAGCUGGUCGCGUGGAGAACAAUCCAUGGAGUCGUCUAUCUCUACCCUGGGUGCUGAGGGUCAGAAGCCGGGUUCCUUCAACGCUGGGCAGCAAGUUGUUCCCAUCCACGGAGCCAUCCUCACGCUCCUCUUCACACGCAAUUCGGCCAGAGGCCACACUAAUGAAGCGGAAACUGUGGAGCAGAGAGGACAAUAGGAUCGUACCUGCCACUGAACACGCCUACAGGACUACGGCUUCCGGUGAGGACGACGGAGAAGAGGCGACCACAGCGCAGAGAGCCUACUGCCGCUACUAUUUACAUACCAUCCGAGAUAGGCUGACCAAUGGCAGCCAGACAAUUCGCAAGUUGAGCCUCUGGCAGAGUGGUGUGUUGACGACAACAGUCUCCCGGAGGUCUUUUAUUAAAAGUCGGGGGCUCCGGAGGACCAGGCCUUGCUCAGACGCCCACUCUUUCCUCAGUGAGCUAAUUAUGGGGGAGGACCCUGCACAGCCUCGAAAGUAUAAGAAGAAGAAGAAGGAGUUACAGGGAGACGGGCCUCCCAGCUCACCUACUAAUGACCCUACAGUGAAGUACGAGAGCCAGCCUCGGUUUAUCACAGCCACAGGAGGCACACUGCACAUGUACCAGCUGGAAGGCCUCAACUGGCUGCGCUUCUCGUGGGCCCAAGGCACCGACACAAUUCUGGCCGAUGAGAUGGGCCUGGGCAAGACCAUCCAAACCAUCGUCUUUCUCUACUCACUGUACAAGGAGGGCCACACCAAAGGUCCCUUCCUGGUGAGCGCUCCGCUCUCCACCAUCAUCAACUGGGAGCGAGAGUUCCAGAUGUGGGCGCCCAAGUUCUAUGUGGUCACGUACACGGGUGACAAGGACAGCCGGGCCAUUAUUCGAGAAAAUGAGUUCUCCUUUGAGGAUAAUGCCAUAAAAGCCGGGAAGAAAGCUUUUAAGAUGAAGAGAGAGGCCCAGGUGAAGUUCCAUGUUCUCCUGACGUCGUAUGAGCUGAUCACCAUCGAUCAGGCAGCGCUUGGCUCCAUCCGCUGGGCCUGUCUCGUGGUGGAUGAAGCUCACCGUCUCAAGAACAACCAGUCCAAGUUUUUCAGGGUCCUCAAUGGCUACAAGAUAGACCAUAAGCUGCUGCUGACGGGCACCCCACUGCAGAAUAACCUGGAGGAACUCUUCCAUCUUCUGAACUUCCUCACUCCAGAGAGGUUUAACAACCUGGAGGGCUUCUUGGAGGAGUUUGCCGACAUAUCCAAAGAGGACCAGAUUAAGAAACUGCAUGAUUUACUGGGGCCACACAUGCUGCGGAGACUGAAGGCGGAUGUCUUUAAGAACAUGCCGGCUAAGACGGAGCUCAUUGUCCGAGUGGAACUAAGCCCCAUGCAGAAGAAAUACUACAAGUACAUCCUAACUCGAAAUUUUGAGGCCUUGAACUCAAGAGGCGGUGGGAACCAAGUGUCGCUGCUUAACAUCAUGAUGGAUCUUAAGAAGUGCUGUAACCACCCAUACCUCUUCCCCGUGGCUGCCAUGGAGUCCCCGAAACUCCCCAGUGGGGCUUACGAGGGUGGGGCACUCAUUAAGUCAUCAGGGAAGCUCAUGCUGCUGCAGAAGAUGCUUCGGAAGCUGAAGGAGCAAGGACACAGAGUACUCAUCUUCUCCCAGAUGACCAAAAUGUUAGACCUUUUGGAGGACUUCCUAGACUACGAAGGCUACAAGUACGAACGCAUUGAUGGCGGCAUCACUGGCGCCCUUAGGCAGGAGGCCAUUGAUCGGUUUAAUGCUCCUGGUGCCCAACAAUUCUGCUUCCUCCUGUCCACCCGAGCUGGAGGCCUGGGCAUCAACCUGGCCACUGCUGACACUGUCAUCAUCUUCGAUUCUGAUUGGAACCCUCAUAAUGACAUCCAGGCCUUCAGCAGAGCCCAUCGGAUUGGCCAGGCCAACAAAGUGAUGAUCUACCGCUUUGUGACGCGAGCGUCUGUGGAGGAGCGGAUCACGCAGGUGGCCAAGCGGAAGAUGAUGCUGACACACUUGGUGGUGAGGCCGGGCCUGGGCUCCAAGGCCGGCUCCAUGUCCAAGCAGGAGCUGGAUGACAUCCUCAAGUUCGGCACCGAGGAGCUGUUCAAGGACGAGAAUGAGGGGGAGAAUAAGGAGGAGGACAGCAGUGUGAUCCACUAUGACAACGAGGCCAUCGCUCGACUGCUGGACCGAAACCAGGAUGCAACUGAGGAUACUGACGUGCAGAACAUGAAUGAGUAUCUCAGCUCCUUCAAGGUGGCCCAGUAUGUUGUGCGUGAAGAAGACAAGAUCGAGGAGAUCGAGCGAGAGAUCAUCAAGCAGGAGGAGAAUGUGGACCCCGACUACUGGGAGAAGCUGCUGAGGCAUCACUAUGAGCAGCAGCAAGAAGACCUUGCCCGAAACCUCGGCAAGGGGAAGCGGGUUCGAAAGCAAGUUAACUACAAUGAUGCGGCUCAGGAAGAUCAAGAUAACCAGUCAGAAUACUCAGUGGGGUCAGAGGAGGAGGAUGAGGACUUCGAUGAGCGUCCUGAAGGUCGUCGACAGUCGAAGAGGCAGCUCCGCAAUGAAAAGGACAAGCCGCUGCCUCCACUGCUGGCCCGAGUGGGCGGGAACAUUGAGGUACUGGGAUUCAACACCCGACAACGGAAGGCAUUCCUUAACGCUGUGAUGCGCUGGGGGAUGCCACCUCAGGACGCUUUCACAACACAGUGGCUAGUGCGGGACCUGAGGGGCAAGACCGAGAAAGAGUUCAAGGCCUACGUGUCUUUGUUCAUGCGCCAUCUGUGUGAGCCGGGGGCAGAUGGCUCGGAGACCUUCGCUGAUGGGGUCCCCCGGGAGGGGCUGAGUCGCCAGCAGGUGUUGACCCGCAUUGGAGUCAUGUCUCUGGUCAAGAAGAAGGUGCAGGAGUUUGAACAUAUCAACGGGCGCUGGUCAAUGCCGGAGCUAAUGCCCGACCCAAGUGCCGACUCCAAGCGCUCUUCCAGGGCCUCCUCCCCGGCCAAGACGUCCCCCGCCACGCCCGAGGCUUCUACCACCAACAGUCCUUGCACCUCUAAACCUGCUACUCCCGCCCCAAGCGAGAAAGGAGAUGGCGUACGGACACCUCUCGAGAAGGAUGACACGGAGAACCCAGAAGAGAAGCCGGAGAAGAACAGCAAAAUGGGGGAAAAGAUGGAGACAGAGGUUGACUCUCCCAGCCCAGCCCCGUCACUUGGAGAGCGGCUGGAGCCAAGGAAGAUUCUGUCAGAGGAUGAAGCACCAGGACUGCCUGGAGAGGUGGAGCCUGAACCUGGGUACCGGGCAGACAGAGAUAAGUCUGCCUCAGAGCCAACGCCAGGAGAAAGGGGGGAGGAGAAACCACUGGAUGCCCAGGAACACAGGGAGAGACCAGAGGGGGAGACAGGGGAUUUGGGCAAGAGAGCAGAGGAUGUAAAAGCAGAACGGGAGCUUCGACUUGGGCCUCCUCGAGAUGAGCCACGGUCCAAUGGGCGCCGUGAGGAGAAGGUGGAGAAGCCAAGGUUCAUGUUCAAUAUUGCCGACGGUGGCUUCACAGAGUUACACACCCUUUGGCAAAAUGAAGAGAGGGCAGCUAUUUCCUCGGGGAAACUCAACGAGAUCUGGCACCGACGACAUGACUACUGGCUUCUGGCUGGGAUUGUCCUUCAUGGCUAUGCCCGGUGGCAAGACAUCCAGAACGAUGCUCAGUUUGCCAUUAUCAAUGAGCCCUUUAAGACCGAAGCCAAUAAGGGGAACUUCCUGGAGAUGAAAAAUAAGUUCCUGGCCCGGAGGUUCAAGCUCCUGGAGCAGGCGCUGGUGAUCGAGGAGCAGCUGCGGCGGGCGGCCUACCUGAACCUGUCCCAGGAGCCGGCGCACCCCGCCAUGGCCCUCCACGCCCGCUUUGCCGAGGCCGAGUGCCUAGCCGAGAGCCACCAGCACCUCUCCAAGGAGUCGCUGGCAGGGAACAAGCCGGCCAACGCCGUCCUGCACAAGGUUCUGAACCAGCUGGAGGAGUUGCUGAGCGACAUGAAGGCGGAUGUGACCCGCCUGCCAGCCACGCUGUCCCGAAUACCCCCCAUCGCAGCCCGCCUGCAGAUGUCCGAGCGCAGCAUCCUCAGCCGGCUGGCCAGCAAGGGCACAGAGCCUCACCCCACACCGGCCUUUCCUCCGGGUCCUUACGCCACACCGCCGGGGUACGGGGCAGCCUUCAGCGCCGCUCCCGUCGGGGCUCUGGCCGCCGCAGGCGCCAAUUACAGCCAGAUGCCUGCAGGGUCCUUCAUCACAGCAGCCACCAACGGCCCUCCAGUGCUGGUGAAGAAAGAGAAGGAAAUGAUGGCAGCCUUGGGGUCAGACGGGCUGGAUCGGAAGGAGCCCCGAGCAGGGGAGGUGAUUUGUAUAGACGACUGACCGGAUCUCAGGCCUGCCCUUCACCUAGGCCCCGACCCCGGAGCCGACCCACAUCUCAGGCCUUGGGGCCUGCUGCCAGCCCUCCCCCUCCCCCUCCC